Messenger RNA from Papaver somniferum (opium poppy), 591 nucleotides. RefSeq lists its product as uncharacterized. Gene Ontology annotation, cellular component: chloroplast. The coding region runs from base 1 to 591 and encodes 196 amino acids. Gene Ontology annotation, biological process: regulation of DNA-templated transcription; chloroplast organization. The record is from RefSeq and is a predicted model, not a curated record. Lineage: Eukaryota; Viridiplantae; Streptophyta; Magnoliopsida; Ranunculales; Papaveraceae. Gene Ontology annotation, molecular function: double-stranded DNA binding. The transcript has a single exon.
AUGGUUAACAUUGAGAUGUUAAGAGAUGAAGGUGUUCCUCGGUCCAAUAUUUCUAAAUUUCUUAUUAACCAUCCAAGAGCACUUACAAUAGCUACAAGUAAGUUCGAGGAGAACGUACAACGGAUUAAGGGUAUGGGUUUUGAUCCUUCAGUGACUACAUUUCUUCUUGGUCUCAAUGGAUUGGCAGCCAUGAAUAAAUCCACCUGGGAAACCAAAUUGAAUGCUUAUAAGAAAUGGGGUUGUUCAGAAGAAGAGAUACAAAAUGCAUUUAAGAAACAGCCUCGGUUUAUGUUAGCUUCUGUGAAGAAGAUAAUGUCGAUGAUGGAUUACAUUGUGAAUCAAAUGGGUUGUAAUCCAUCACUUAUUGCUAAAUGCCCAGUUAUUCUGUGCUUUAGCCUGGAGAAGAGGAUUAUUCCGAGAUGUGUUGUCAUUCAGCUUCUAGUCUCCCAGGGACAGGUUAAGGAACAUUACUUGAGUACAGUAUCAACGAUCUCUGAAAAGUCUUUCUUGGAGAAGUAUGUGGGCAAGUAUGAGGCAGAAGUUCCUGGACUGUUGAAGGUAUACCAUAAUUCACAGUCUACUACUUCUUAA